UCACUUAGGGGGACGCUUUGUGUUGUCUGACGUUGGAGCAGUCCCGAGUGUAAAAGGAGAUCUUCCAGCAGCUGACCUUAUCCAAAAUGGCCAGUCCGCCGGUCACAGACGCUGAAAUAACAGAGAAAGAGGUGGCACACGCGUGUGGUGAUUGCCACGAGACACAGCAGCCUGAUUCGUCUACGGAACACACGUCUAACCAGAGAGUUUUUUCCCUGGAGUUGGACCUUGCUCUUCCCAUCAAUGGCGGAGGGAGCGCUGUCAAGCCAUCUGCCGCCCACACGAGCGACAUCCGUCCCGAGCUGGUGGUGUCUCCGAUGUCUGACCUGGCUAUGAACGUCAGCAUGUGUGAAUUAAGUGAUGGAACACCCAAGCGUCGACUUCAAUUAUGCCUUACCCCAACCCCACAAAGGGUCGAAUCAGAGACACCGGUCAUCAGAAGGAUUUCCUCCAUCUCUUCUUACUCAGGUACAAUGUGAACAUGUAACGUUAUA
Messenger RNA from Branchiostoma belcheri (Belcher's lancelet), 494 nucleotides. RefSeq lists its product as uncharacterized. The coding region runs from base 87 to 479 and encodes 130 amino acids. The record is from RefSeq and is a predicted model, not a curated record. The transcript has 2 exons. NCBI's taxonomy places the organism in Eukaryota, Metazoa, Chordata, Leptocardii, Amphioxiformes, Branchiostomatidae.